Molecule: messenger RNA, 1601 nt
Organism: Lindgomyces ingoldianus
Lineage: Eukaryota; Fungi; Ascomycota; Dothideomycetes; Pleosporales; Lindgomycetaceae
Product: cytochrome P450
Exons: 3
Coding region: 12-1601 (529 amino acids)
Molecular function (GO): heme binding; iron ion binding; oxidoreductase activity, acting on paired donors, with incorporation or reduction of molecular oxygen
Source: RefSeq, a predicted model, not a curated record
UGAUAAUCACGAUGAUUUCCACGAUCCUACCAAUCCUAUCGAUAGAGCUAGAGGACCAUCCCUUUCGAAGUCUUCUAGUCCUUUUCUUAGGUAUCCCUCUUAGCUACAUUAUCGUCAACGAAUUCGUACGCCGUGCGGCGAGAGUGAAGGGUUUCUCGGGUCCUACGAAUUGGCCGCUUGUCGGAAACAUCCCAGAUAUCAAGUUCAACGCAGCGGAGAAGUACCGGCAAUGGUCCAAGAUACACGGCGAUGUGUAUCAGAUACAGUUGGGAAAUGUGCCUGUGAUUGUAGUCAAUAGUGCCGAGGCAGCGAGGAAAAUCUUUGGACAGCAUAGCCAGGCGCUCAGCUCCAGGCCAGUGUUCUGGACCUUUCACAAAGUCCUCUCCAACACGGCCGGAACAACGAUCGGAACGUCUCCUUUCAACGAUUCCUUAAAACGCCGACGGAAAGGAGCAGCUUCUGCUCUCAACAAACCAUCCAUCGCCACAUACAUAGACCACCUAGAUGUCGAGACGAAGGACUUCGUCAAAGAAGGAUUCGAGAAUGGACAAGCCGGCAAAGUCGGUGUGGAUCCGAUGCCCAUGAUUCAACGCCUCAGUCUGAGUCUCUCUCUAACAUUGAACUGGGGCACGCGCAUGGGCAGCCGCAACGAUCCUAUGUUUGAAGAGAUCACGGAGGUAGAAGAGAUUAUAAGUAAGUUUCGAAGCACGACUGGCAAUCUCCAAGACUACAUCCCCAUACUACGAAUGAAUCCCUUCAGUUUCGGGUCUAAGAGAGCGCGAGAGAUGCGGGAUCGAAGAGAUGUAUAUUUAAAGCGUUUGAACAGUGACUUGGAUGACCGAAUGGAGAAAGGAAUUCACAAACCGUGUAUUCAGGCCAACGUCAUUUUGGACAAGGAAGCCGCGUUAAACAAGGAGGAGUUGACGUCUAUCAGCUUGACCAUGCUAUCAGGUGGCUUGGAUACAAUCACUACCUUAGUUCAAUGGAGCGUGGCACUUUUCGCCCAACGUCCAGACAUUCAAAAGAAAGCGAUCGAGGCUAUCCGGGAGUAUUACACAGACGGGGAGCCACUGUGUGACGCACAAGAUGACCAGAAAUGCGGGUACAUUGCAGCGCUAGUGCGCGAAUGUCUAAGAUAUUACUGCGUCCUUCGGCUGGCUCUUCCUCGGGCGACAGUGAAGGACAUUAUAUACGAAGGGAAGCUGAUACCGGCUGGAAGCACCAUUUACCUCAACGCGUGGGCAUGCAACAUGGACACAGACCCGAAAGUGUGGGCAGAUCCAGAGGCGUUCCGGCCAGAACGCUGGAUCGAGCAACCGGAUGCGCCACUGUUCACAUAUGGUCUCGGAUACCGGAUGUGUGCUGGGUCGCUGCUUGCAAACCGAGAAUUAUACCUGACUUUUUUGCGGAUGCUGAAUAGCUUCGAGAUCCAGCAGGACUCCCAAGUGGAGACUCAUCCCGUUCUCGGAAGUGCUGAUCCAACGAGCCUUGUCACUAUGUGCAAGCACUACAAGGUCAUAUUCAAGCCGCGGAAUGAGAAAGCCUUGAGGGAGGCACUUCGCGCUGCGGACAAAAAGAGCUCACUGGGGGGAUGUUCUUGA